Molecule: messenger RNA, 3377 nt
Organism: Trachymyrmex septentrionalis
Lineage: Eukaryota; Metazoa; Arthropoda; Insecta; Hymenoptera; Formicidae
Product: adenomatous polyposis coli homolog
Exons: 8
Coding region: 184-3306 (1040 amino acids)
Biological process (GO): positive regulation of protein catabolic process; regulation of cell differentiation; cell fate specification
Cellular component (GO): beta-catenin destruction complex; cytoplasmic microtubule; catenin complex
Molecular function (GO): microtubule binding; beta-catenin binding; gamma-catenin binding
Source: RefSeq, a predicted model, not a curated record
AGGAAUGAAAAAUAUUGAUGGAGAAUCGAUUCUUGAUUAUUCGAUUUUUUUUUACUGAUCACAACAUUAGUAGUAUGCAAGUUACUGUAAUGUGCAAAUUACUUUUGACAAUUGCUUUCUUUUAGAAAGUUCAAAUCAAAAUUUUUCACAAUGCAUCUCGAUUAGAACCUUGCUGUCAUCAAUAUGGACAUAAACAAUGUAGAAACAUAUGACGAGGACGUAAACGAUCAACCAGUUGAUUACAGUAAGAAAUAUAUUGAGAGAAAUGCUCCGACACAAAAUGAACACUUGGCUGACGAAUCACAAGCAAGCCACGCUUCGAAAAAGGAAUUCAACAAGCGUAACAACAAGGUGGACUUAUUUGGUGAUUAUGCCGAAACCGAUCUUGAUCAGCCUACAGAUUAUAGCUUGCGAUACGCCGAGGAUGACACUGAUGAGGAGGAGAAACAGAACGCCGAAUACUUUCCUGGCAGUGAACAAGAGGAUACCAUCAAGACUUAUUGUACAGAGGGAACGCCCUAUGAAACUCCUUUUAACUUCUCCACAGCUACCUCCAUGUCAGAUCUCCGAGUUGAAGAUAUAAAGGAGCAUGUACUUGUGAAGAAGAUAUCAAAAAAGACGAUUCAAGAAACCAGCAAAAUACCUGUGUCUUUUAUCAAACAGACUGAAACACUUAGUUGCAAUGAGCAAGAUGGUCUAAUAACAAAAGAACUUGAAGAAGAGAACUCAAAGGAUACUGCAGGUCUCAAUCCUGGACAAGUAACUCCAGAGAAGAUAGUAAGUUAUUAUGAGGAGGAGGAGGUGGAAACGUCCCAUAGCUUUUCACGUGCUAAUUCGCUUAGUUCUUUAAGUAGUGCAAUGACUCCUCAGAAUAACAUUACGCGAGUUAUAUCAAAAGAAGAUUUAAAUAAUUCUUCUGUAAAUAAGGAAGAAUUGGAAAAUGAUGUUCACAAUGUUGUGGGAUUGAAUAGCAAUCAAAUCGAAUUGUCAUCAGUGAGCAACAAUUCUUUUGAGAACAAGAAUAAUCCACGUGUACUAGAUAAAGAAGGGAAAAUGGUAACAUUUGGUGGCCAAGAUUACUAUGCAGAAGAAACCCCUCUAAUGUUUUCGCGCUGUAGUUCACUUGGUUCAUUGAGUGGUUUUGAGCAAUAUUCCAUCCAUGAUGAUCGUAGUUCUGUGAUCAGUGAUUUUAGCCGUAGGACCAGUGGCGUAGUCUCACCCAGUGAGUUGCCUGACUCUCCCACACAAACAGUUUUACCAAGUCCACGAAAUCACAAAACCCACAAUACAGAAUUUGUAUCAAAAAUACAAGAAGAAGCAGUAAGACCAUCAGUCCAAUACUUAUUAUUUUCUAAACCGCAUGUCACAAGGAACAGUGUUUUUGAAGAUGACAUUGCUACUUUUAAGGAAGAAUCAACACCAAUUGAAUUUUCUAGUGCGACCAGUCUGAGCUCUCUUACAAUAGAUGAUGAAAUUAAAAUACCUAAUGAUACUAAUAAAAUAUAUUGUAAAGUAGAAGGAAUACUUGAUACAAAUGAAAAAGAUACAGUUCAUAUACUUGAAAAAGAUAUGUUUAAUAUGAAAAUAAAUAGCUCAGAAAGUGAUGUGAAAGAGGAACAAGUAAGUGAUGGUGAUGAAGAUGAUGAGGAUAUGUUGGCUGCCUGUAUUAAUAUGGGAAUGCAAACUAAUAGAUAUAGACAGUCUCUGAACGUUCAGAAAUCUGUUCAACCAGAAUCUCCAAACAUCUUAAUGCCAUAUCAGAGAAAUUCUAUUCCAAGAUUGGAAUCACAUGUGACUCCUAUUAAAACGUCUGUUGGUACUUCAAAAAAUAGAACUGUGAUGGAGAUUGUUACUUCAGACACCGUACAUGUAUAUUGCACCGAGGAUACACCUGCAGAUAUCUCUCCAGUAGGAUCUCAAUCCAAUCUGUCUGCGCUCUCAAUACCAAGUGUACAGGAGGACAUAGAAAAGAAUGUGUGUGAACAAAACAAAUCAGUCGAGAUUGAUUGUCACAGAAAUGACUUGUCCGACGAAAAUUCCAAUCUUUCAGGCGAAGAUGAGAAAAUAUUAGAUGAAUGCAUUCAAUCAGGCAUACCUAAGGCGAGACAAAUAAUUCCUCUUCCAAAUGGCAUUCUGUUUGUUAAAAAAUCUGAAACACUUUCGCACAAGUUUAACAUAUGUGGCACACCGUCGUCUUCACCCGUUGAGACAAAUCAUGGAAAUAAAAAUUCCAUGUUGAGUCCUAAAUCAUCGGAUAGCGCAUCAUUGAGACAUCCAGAUGAAUUUUCAGAUGAUAGUGUGAAUCAUUCAGAUGACGAUGCAAUUUUGACGGAAUGUAUACAAUCUGCAAUGCCAAAGGCAAGAUUCAAUUUAUCACCGUCAAUUAGAUCGCCGUUAGCACAAACUACGGAAAAUCUUACAACGAAUAUGCAGUCGUCUCCCACUUCAUCAACAUUUUUUCAGCCAAGAUGUAUGGAACAAAAAAAAAGUAUAGUGAAAAAGUUUUUAUCCUUCGAAGAUAAUGGACUUUCUGAAGAAGAAGAAGAAGAAGAUAUGUUAGCACAAUGUAUUAGAUCUGGUAUGCCAAAAGCAUUAAAUUCUAUGCCAUCUACAGUAAUGACAACCAAAACAUCUGGAUCAUCUUUGAAAGGCGCAGACAAUUUUUCCAUCCCUUCAGUUUCAUAUUUUGCGAAUAAAUCUCAUUCUCCCAGGAAUGCCGCGCUGUGUUCACCGUCGUACAAAUCUGCGAACAUCAACACAACGGAUAUGCGUUUCACGAGAAACGUAUCCGGCAAUUUUAACUACUUCCCCGGGAAAGUAACAAGCAGUAAUAUAGCACAAACCUCCGGUCAGACAUUAAAAAAUUGUGAUAACGGUACGCGCGAAAGGAUAAACAAUUCGCCGCAUUGUGCUCGAAGAUCGCCGCUUCGUCAUACAGAGAAUCAAAACGGUAAUUUCGGUAAUUUGUGUAUGCCCUUGCAAUCUCGCGACGUAAAAUGCAUGCCGAUUUAUAAUAGGAUUCAAAACAACGACGAUUAUACGUAUAAAAACAACACAGUGAAAUCUAACACGAUGCCUUCGCGGCACAGCUCAGUGAGUUCUCUCAGUGAAGAAGGUUCAUUGAUUUCUACGGAAGAAUGGGCCCUACUAGAAUUGUGCAUUACUUCUGGUAUGCCUAGAAACAAGUGUGUUAAAGGAACUAAACCUAAUGAAAAUGCAAUCUCCAAUGGCCACGAGGACUGCGAGUCAAUACCGGAGGACAAUUAUUCAGUGUGCAGUUACAAUUCUUAUGUUUGUAAGAUAUAACAUACAGGUAUCGCAUUUAUCAGAGUUUUUCUUUCGUUUUCUUUCUGGCAAUUUGUACAUACAAUAUUUAA